AUGGCCAACAACCCCUGGACUUAUGACCCCAACCCUGCGGCUGCUAUUAUCUUUCUUCUUCUCUUUACUAUCGCUACUCUCUGGCAUGCGGUUCUUAUGUUUACAAGAAGAACCUGGUAUUUUACCCCCUUUAUUAUUGGUGGUGCCUUCGAGAUCGCCGGCUAUGUAAUACGUUAUCUCGGCAGCAAAGACCUUGAAAACCUCACAUUCUUUAUUAUACAGACCCUUGCCAUCCUUGUCGCACCCGCGCUCUUAGCAGCGUCUAUUUACAUGGUCUUGGGUCGACUGGUGAUCCUCGUCCGCGCAGAGGCCUACCUUCCGGUGCGGCCAACUUGGCUGACAAAGAUCUUUGUGGGCGGAGACAUCUUAUCCUUUAUCAUCCAGAUUGCCGGUUCGGGCAUGUUGUCAAGCAACUUGAGCUUGGGCAAGGCUAUCAUCCUGGUCGGCUUGGCCAUCCAGCUCAUCUUCUUCGGCCUGUUCGUACUUUCCGCCACCCUCUUCUAUCGACGACUGGAUGCAAACCCGACACCCACGACCUUUCGGCUAGACGCGUGCAGCAACAAACGUGGAUGGAGAGGAGUGAUGUGCGUCCUGUUCGUUACCAGCGCCUUGAUCUUCAUCCGGUCUGUUUUUCGCUUCGUUGAGUUCACGGGAGAUCACGAUUCGCCUAUGAUGACUAGCGAAGCCUACAUCUACAUCUGUGACUCUCUCUUGAUGUUUGGUGUCAUGUCGGCUCUGCUUUACAUCCACCCGUCCGAGUAUAUCCGGGCCCCCAAGGAUAUGAAUUCGUUAGAGGGAGAGGAGCUGUGA
Molecule: messenger RNA, 810 nt
Organism: Fusarium sp. VM40
Lineage: Eukaryota; Fungi; Ascomycota; Sordariomycetes; Hypocreales; Nectriaceae
Source: the annotation of a GenBank genome assembly